ACUGGGCCUUUGGUAUGCCCCAGGGGACAGAUGUCUUGGGAUCUUUAACAUUUGGGAUGCUGCAAAUGCCGAAGUUAAAUGAAAUACCUCCGGGGAGGGGAGGCCCGGGGGAGCCUUGGGGAGAGGGAAGAUGGGCGGGACCAACAGGUCCUGAAGCUGCGCGACCGGCGCGGGGGGCGCGGGGGCAGGCGCGAGGCGCCAGAGCUCGGUGGGACAGGUAAGGCGGAAACUUAGUGAACGGAGCGCGGGAGAACUGGGGGGGGGGGGGGGGGGAAAUCGAGCUCCUGAACCUCGGUCUUCAUCCUCUGCAGAGGCAGUCUUGCAGGGAAAGGGGGUAAUUUUACCAAGGGGUCGAGCAUUCCCGAAUUUCUACCCCAAAGCUGUUUCCAACGGCCAACCUUUCUCCUUCGACUCACUCCCCCGGCCGGUGGCUCUCCUGGCCAGGUUCCGAGAAGGCAGAAAGCAGGCAAACAAAAGGAGCCGGAGUCCCAGGCCGGCCUAGAAGGAGAGGGCGCGGUGGGGGAGGGGCUGGGGGGGACAGGACAAAGGGGCUUUUUACAGAGAGCCUUAGAGGUUUGAUUUCAGGGUGCAUCUUCUGUUACCCCUAGUUCUCCACCCUGGCUUAGUUGAGGUGAAUACCUUUCCUAGUGGCCAGAGAGGAGUGGAGAAAGAAAACAGAUAUUCUUCCACCCCUCCUGCCCAGAGAGUCCCCGACUAUUUCCCGAGCUCCGCGGCUGGUCAUUGAUUUGUUAAUGCACUAAGUAAUUGUGGGAAUGCUGGUGGUUGUGCUUUGCUGGGUGCUGUUGGGGUGAUGUGGUCAGGUUGAAGGACUUGGUUUUAAAAACUUUGACUCCUAAAGUAUCACAGAAACUUCGGGGGCAGCGGAGAGAGCGGAGUAUGUUUGGUUACAGGUCUGUGAAAGAGUUUGGACACGAAAGGUUUUGAAGAGAUGGCUGUCGUGGAAAGGGCUUGUCUUCCACCUAGAUGGGAUUCCGGUGCUAGAAAAUCUCACUUCCUCGCCUGUCCUCGUAGCCAGUGGCUCUGGGACCUGGGAUCAGGGAAAAUGGGUGCUGAGUUCCAAGUUAGUUUUAAGCUUCCUCUGGAGAGUGCCCACCUAUCCCUUGAUGGUGUCUUCCGAUAACAUCCAUCUUGGCAGGAGGACUGUUAGUUAGGUCAGCCUAAUUCCAAACCCUAGAUUCUAGUGGAUUGGGGGGAUGCCGAGUUUGGACUUGGUUCAGUGCAAGCAGGUUGGUCUGUAAAUCUAUUGCUGAGCAACGGAUUGAUGCCCAUCUUCAAUGGAAGGCACUGCCAGUGCUGAGUUUCUGCAAAACGAGAGGAAAAAAAAAAGAAGAAGAAGAAAAAAGCUUCAUUGCACAGCCUCCUGCAGGAGGCCCGGAGGCUGGGAACACUCCAGACUACCUACACAUCCUGGCCCAGGCUGGGACCAGUGCAGCCCCUCCUUCCUCUGUGCCCCCUCUUCCCAGAAACUCAUCAUGGAGAGUAAGGAUGAAGUCAGUGACUCCGACAGCGGCAUCAUCCUGCAGUCUGGCCCGGACAGCCCUGUCUCUCCAAUGAAAGAGCUGACCAAUGCAGUACGCAAGCAGCAGAGGGCUCUGGAAGCGAGGCUGGAGGCCUGCCUGGAGGAGCUGCGCAGACUCUGCCUGAGGGAGGCGGAGCUGACUGGGACUUUGCCGGCAGAGUAUCCCCUUAAGCCUGGUGAGAAGGCCCCCAAGGUCCGGCGCAGGAUCGGAGCAGCGUACAAGCUGGAUGAGUGGGCCCUCCACAGAGAGGACCCCCUGAGCAGCCUAGAGCGCCAGUUGGCUCUGCAGCUUCAGAUCACCGAGGCGGCUCGAAGGCUGUGUGCAGAGGAGAACCUCAGCAGACAGGCACGCAGGCAGCGGAAGCACGCUGCGCUGCAGGAGGAGAAGAAGCUGCGGGACCUUCAGCGUUGCCUGGGUGAUCGGCGGCGGAACAGUGAGCCCCCUCCUACCACUGUGCCCUCCCUGGGCAGAGAACUCAGUGCCUCUGACGACAGCUCCCUGUCUGAUGGGCUGCUCCUGGAGGAAGAAGACUCCCAAGCGCCAAAACCUCCCCCAGAGUCACCGGCACCACCUUCGCGGCCUCUCCCACCCCAGAGCCUUGAGGGCCUACAGCCAACAGGACCUGAGUCUGGCGGCCAGGAACGGGCUCCCAUCCAAAACAGUCCCUGGAAGGAGACCAGCCUGGACCACCCCUAUGAGAAGCCCAGGAAGUCUUCUGAGCUCAGUAGCGAGUCCAGCAGCCCGGCCACCACUCCUCAGGACCAGCCCAACCCUUCCAGCCUGUGGGUGCUGGAUGCUGCCUCUUACCACGUGGUCCCCAUCCGAAAUGUUCCCGGCCAGCGUCAGGGCCGCACCAGUGCCCCAGCCACCCCUGAGAUGCAGGGCAGGAGGGGCCAGUCACAGUCUCUGAGGGUGGACUCCUUCCGAGCAGGCGCGGAGGGCCGAGGUCGCAGUGCCUUUCCCCGCCGCCGCCCCACUCAUUACACAGUGACAGUGCCAGACUCCUGCUUCACACCCGGCAAGCCCCCACUGCCACACCCUGCCUGCCAUUCCUGCUCUGAAGACAGUGGCUCUGAUGUCUCCAGCAUCUCCCAUCCCACCUCACCUGGCAGCAGCAGUCCAGACAUCUCCUUUCUGAGGCCCCUCUGUCUCCCUGAGCCACCUCGCCACCGUGGGGCCUGGGGCCCAGCCUGUGGCAGAGAGCUGGCCCCUCAUUACUCUAAACUUCUGCUACCCGCUGGAUACUUCCCAACGGGGCGCUAUGUGAUGGUGGCCGAGGGCCACCUGCCGCCGGGCGAGUGGGAGCUGUGUCGUGCAGCCGUGGGUGCUGCCUAUGACGAGGAAGGUGCACCCCUGCGUUACCAGCGACUGGUACCCUCCCACAGCCGCAUUGUGCGCACACCCUCACUAAAGGACAGUCCUGCGGGCCGGGGACUCAGCAAGGCAGCAGUCUCGGAGGAGCUCAAGUGGUGGCAUGAACGCGCACGUCUCCGGAGCAGCCGCCCCCACUCGCUCGACCGCCAAGGGGCGUUCCGUGUUAGGAGUCUGCCUCCUGGGAGGGAGAGCUUCGGGCGGGCCUCAGGACCCAGGACACAGGUGCCCCCCGUGUACGUACUCCGGAGGUCGACGGACGGGGCCCCAGUGCAAGUCUUUGUGCCUGAGAACGGAGAGAUUAUCAGCCAAGUGUAACUCUUCUGAACGCCUUGCCUCGUGCGGGAAAAGACUUUUCUAUUGGAGCUGGGGUCGAGGACCCCCUCACCCUUAAGUGCUUCUUUCAUCUCCCCUCCCCUCAUCGCAGGCCGAUGAUGCAGAGCUGAGACCUUUCGGUUUUUUUACAUGUGUUUCCCAGAAGUCCUGACCUGAGGAUUUAUAUCUGUGAUUUGUCUUAUUCUUUAAUAACAUGAUUAUGCUUUAUCCCCCAGAGUCUGGCCUUUUGGACUAAUGUCGAGCUGGACUAAUCGACAGCAUUUGUCUCCUUAUGUAGGACAAGUGGCAUAGAGGGCCCCUUGAGACGUCCCAUAUGCUCUGGGCCCUCUUUCUGAGAUACCUGUUGCUUCUUAAGGCUGGAGGCCGGAUGUGGGACUCCCUCAACAGGGACUCUUCCCUUGUUUCCCAGAUGCUGGGCAGAACUCUCCUCUCCCCUUCAGGGCACAGGCAUUUCUGUCAUGGUGUUCUUCCCAUACCCUACAGUAGUCCCAACCUCCACUUGCCAUAUUGUAUGGCUUCUGAGCCCCUUCCCCAGUGCAUAGAUGCCCCCCCCCCAACCCAGUGUAUUCUCUGGAUCCCUAAGUGCCUUAGAUCCUGAGCCACAGAGCUGAGAGACUUCUGAGUGCUAGUGCCUCCCCACACCUGAGCAUCCUUCACAUUAAUUAACUUAUUGGUCUUACCUAACAGCUAUCUCGUGUGGUUGCACCGUGGCGGUGCCCUCCGUUACAGGGCAACCUUGUGCCAAAUACUUCAAUAAAAUCUGAUUGGCCCAGCUGAGGAUGAAGGA
Messenger RNA from Mus musculus (house mouse), 4035 nucleotides. It is a transcript of the gene Inava, whose product is annotated as innate immunity activator. The record is from RefSeq and is marked validated. Bases 1296 to 3230 code for a protein of 644 amino acids. Lineage: Eukaryota; Metazoa; Chordata; Mammalia; Rodentia; Muridae. Gene Ontology annotation, biological process: positive regulation of interleukin-10 production; positive regulation of MAPK cascade; positive regulation of interleukin-6 production. Gene Ontology annotation, cellular component: cytoplasm; nucleus; nuclear body. The transcript is spliced from 10 exons.